CCCAGAGAUGCUUUGCGCCGACUCCAUUAGCGUCUGUCCGUGACUAAGAUGGCGGUGGCUGUGAGAUCUUUGCAAGAUCAGCUUGAAAAAGCGAAAGAAAGUUUAAGAAAUGUGGACGAUAAUAUCAAGAAACUAACGGGAAGAGAUCCAAAUGAACUCAGACCUGGUCAACAAGCCAGGCGGCAAACACUCCCAGGCCCAGGUGGAGGUAGGGGGCGCGGAAUCAACUUGCUCAGGCGUGGACUCUCCGACUCGGGUGGUGGACCUGCAGCCAAACAAAGGGACAUUGAAGGAGCACUCCUUCGGUUGGCUGGAGAUCAAAGAGCAAGGAGAGAUUUCCGCCAUGACAGUGACGCUGAGGAUGAUGACGAUGUCAAGAAACCAGCGUUGCAGUCAUCUGUUGUUGCUACCUCCAAAGAGCGAACACGUCGAGAUCUGAUCCAGGAUCAGACCAUGGAUGAACGGGGAAAGCAGAGGAAUCGACGUAUGUUCGGCCUGUUGAUGGGAACUUUGCAAAAGUUCAAGCAAGAAUCUACAGUGGCUAAUGAUAGACAAAAACGACGCCUGGAGAUUGAGCAGAAAUUGGAAGUGCAAGCUGAGACGGAGCGCAAGAAAGUGGAGAGCGAGAGACGAGAGCUCUUUGAAGAGAGACGAGCGAAACAGACUGAGCUGAGGCUUCUGGAACAGAAAGUGGAACUCGCCCAGUUGCAAGAGGAAUGGAAUGCACACAAUGCCAAGAUAGUCAAGUUUAUCCGCACUAAGAGCAAGCCGCCCAUCUUCUACUUGCCUGGCAAAAUGUGCUCAGCAACCCAGAAGCUGCUAGAGGAAUCGCAGAAAAAAAUGAAUGGUUUGUUUGAGGAGCGGCGCAAGAGCUUUGCCGAGCAGCUGGGCAAGAUGGAGGCUCGGCCACGGCGCCAGUCCCAGAGGGCCGAGGGCGCCCAGGAGGAGGGCGCGGGCGCGAAGAAAGAAGAACGAGAGGAGGGUAAGCCGGGACAGGUAGUGAAGGUGACGGGUAACCGCCAAGCAGAUGAGGAGAUGGAGGAUGAGGAGGAUCAGGAGGAAGAGGAGGAGAAGAAGGAGCCAGAUGAGAUGGAGGAAGGGACAGAGAAGGAGAAGGAGUCUAAGGGCAAGGUAGGCCACAAGCAGGAGGACGGGGAGUCAGGCGACAAGGUGCAGGCGGGUGGGAAGAGGAAGAGGGUGGCGGAAAAGGAUGAGGAGGAAGACGAGGAGUCUGAGGAGGAGGGAGAGGCCAAGGAAGAGGAGGAGCAGAUGGAGGUAGGUGAUGCAGAGGGUAGUAAGGGGGAGAAGCAGGGGGAGGGGGAGGAGGGAGAUAAGUUAGCGCAGGGUAUGGAGGAGAGUCCAAAGGCAGAGGUGAUGGCAGAGGAGGUGGGUAGCCAGAGUAGGCAGGAUGAGGAGCAGCAGCAGCAGGAGGAGAAAAGCGAGGCUAAGGACCAUCGACAGGAUAUGCCGACCAAACCCCAGGCUUCAGAAAGCUUCCCCGAGACCCAAACCGCUUCCGCCAGCGAGCCCAUGCUGGACGUUUCUAUCCCGGGGCUGGAAGACACAGACAGCACCCAGGAGCCAGCCUCUCAAAACGCAGCACUUGCCGACGGUGGCAUAGCCGAAGCUGCAGCUGCGGCAGCAGCCGUGUUGGCAGCUGCCGUGACCGACCUUGAGACCACCACCUUCCAGCCGCCCCCCACCCAGGACGCCCCCGCAGACCUCACAUCCCCCGCCAAGGACGCACCAAAAGAGGGGGCCGCCACCGACACCGUCGGCUCCGAGGCUAGCCAACCACAGCAGCAACAGUCCCAACCACAGCCAGAGGAGUCUGCAGAGGCAGCAGCGGCUGAGGACCGUGGGCGCGCCAAAACUCGGGACGGUAGCAAGAAGAAGAGCAGCCGAGGGGGCAGUAGUAGCUCCUCGUCCUCCAGCGGUUCCAGCGGCUCCUCGUCCAGUGGGAGCAGCUCCUCCUCAAGUUGCUCCAGCUCCAGGAGCUCCUCCAGCGACAGCUCCUCAAGCUCCUCCUCCUCCAGCAGGAGCCGCAGCCGGGGACGCGGUGGAGGUGGAGAGGGCGGCCGCGGUGGUAGCGACCGUGACCGCCACAAGCGCAAGAGGAGGUCCUCAGGAGGCCGGGACCGCGGGGAGAGGAAGAGGGACAAGGACGGAGGAGGACAUCGGGGUAGUCACAAGUCUUCCAAGAGCGGGGGAAGGGACGGGAAGGGCUCGAAGGAUAAGUCGGACCGGAAGAGGACGAGCUCCGAGGGCGGCCGCUCGGAUCGGAAGAGGCACUCGCGCAGCGAUCGAGAUCACAAAUCCGACCGCAAAGAAAAAAGGCGUUGAAGGUUAUGAAAUUAAGUUUUAUUCGUGAGGGGGAGGGAGUUUAAAACAAUUCUCAAGUGUCAGAUGUCUUGAGAAUGCCUGAAGGAUGCAACUUAAGCUGGGCAGUAAGUUGUAUGCUGGACCUGGAGCUACAGAAUUUGGGUAGACUGGUUUUGGGAGGCGUAGGGGGAGGGUCGGGGCUGGCGUGGGGAAGGGGGGAGUCUGUUCUUGUUCUCCAAGUGUAAAAUCAACUGUCUGCCUUUAACCGUCUUCUAUCUCCACUUCCAGACUUCAGUCUAGCACAUUUUUUUAAAAGUAACUUUGCUUAGGAGGUGUGAUCUUUUUUUUUCGUCUGUGAUUCAAAAAAACAUGAAAUAUUCGUCUGCUGUAUGGCAGCUUAUUGAUUCGGCCGUUUGUUUUCACUUUUUGUUUCAAAACUGCGUAUGCUGAGGGGCAAAGAUGGAAAGCGGCCAGAUCUGAUCCGUCAGUUUUUGCAGAUGCUGUGUCCCCAUUUCAGGCUGUAAAAGACUUGCGGCGCGCUACAUGGUUGUAUCUUUUAUAGUUUUAGAAAGAUGUUGAUUCGAUGCCAGAUCAAACGCAGGGAAGGUCGUUUUAUGAGGGUGGACUCAAACAUAUUUUUUUUGUACAAGUGACAGAAAAUAAUUAAAAACACUUAAAUGAAA
This is a messenger RNA of Engraulis encrasicolus (European anchovy), 3005 nucleotides long. RefSeq names its product pinin, desmosome associated protein (gene pnn). The coding region runs from base 49 to 2343 and encodes 764 amino acids. The record is from RefSeq and is a predicted model, not a curated record. Lineage: Eukaryota; Metazoa; Chordata; Actinopteri; Clupeiformes; Engraulidae. The transcript is spliced from 9 exons. Gene Ontology annotation, cellular component: catalytic step 2 spliceosome.